AUGUCUAAGAGAGGACGUUGUGGUUCUGCGGGAACAAGGUUCCACAUCUCACUAAAUCUUCCAGUGGAUGCCGUCAUUAACUGCGCCAAUAACGCGGUAGCAAAGAACUACUAUGUGAUCGCUGUACAAGGUAUUAAAGUUCGCCUUAACAGGCUGCCAGCUGCUAGUUCUGGUGACAUGAUUGUAGCUACUGUAGGCAAGCCUGAACUCAGAAAGAAUGUAAUGCCAGCUGUAGUGAUCAGGCAAAGAAAACCAUUUAGGAGGGGCAAUGGUGUUUUUAUAUACUUUGAAGAAAGUACAGGUGUCAUAGUAAAUAACGAAGGAGAAAUGAAAGACUGCAAUCACUGGGCCUGUAGCUAA
This is a messenger RNA of Parnassius apollo (apollo), 360 nucleotides long. The record is from the annotation of a GenBank genome assembly. Lineage: Eukaryota; Metazoa; Arthropoda; Insecta; Lepidoptera; Papilionidae.